UUCUCGUACUUCUCAUUCUUCAUUUCAAGAUCAUACCCUCCUCUUAUUAAUCAGGAAACGGAACUCUCCUCAACAGAAACAUGUCGGACUCUAUCCCCUCCGCAUCUGCAGACCCCGAAUCAACCCAGGACCACCCUCUCCCUGCAAACGCUGAAGACCGCAAGGCCGCCGCCGCACUCUCCUCCCUAAACACCAAUGAGAUCGGCGCCGACUCGCGAGGAGAGGGAGAAGAAGAAGGAGGAGGAGGUGGUGGAGGAGCACGAGGUUCAAAGCUACCGUCGUCUGCGGAUCAAGAAGCCCUGGGCAAGGCGAUGAGCCGGCUGGAGAUCGCGGCAGGUAAGGGGCCCGGUAAGAAGCGGACAACGGAAGCUCAGAACAAGGACGAGGCGACCGAGGGCGUCAAGAAGAAGGCGGCCGUCAAGGUUGCGGCGGAUGAUGUUGCUCUCUUGGUAAGUUCUUUUCGUGGUUGAUUUGGUGUGAGCCUUCUUGAGGACAUCCUUCCCCUCCCCCCCCCCUUUUUUUUUUAUGUUAAUUCUUUUUGUUAUGCAGGUAAAUGAAUUAGAUCUGAGCAAAGUAAAGGCGACGGAGCUUUUGAAGGCUUAUGAUGGUGAUGUGAAGAAGGCCGUGAGGGCAUUUAUUACGCCGGUUGUUGGGGCUUGAAGUGGUG
Molecule: messenger RNA, 667 nt
Organism: Aspergillus ochraceoroseus IBT 24754
Lineage: Eukaryota; Fungi; Ascomycota; Eurotiomycetes; Eurotiales; Aspergillaceae
Exons: 1
Coding region: 81-470 (129 amino acids)
Source: RefSeq, a predicted model, not a curated record